GCUGACUUCCUCGUAGUGUCAGUCCUGUGCUGGGAUCUGAGCUCUCCACACUCUCCGCAAUCUCCGCACUUCACUCAGGAUGGGGCAGAAUAUCUGUAAGCGGUACUGUGGGUGCUGCUGUGGGUGCUGCCGCCAGUCUGUGGAUAUCCCACGCAUCGGAAGCGGCAGUACCAUGAUGAGCAGCCCCAAGGCGCUAGACAAGCCGGAUUCAGUGGUGGAUGCCCAUAAGAUGUACCGGAUCCACAACCUAAACCCACAGAUGUCCGUGAAGUUGGAAAGCUUUCUCAAAGGUGAGGACAACCCGGGCUUUGUCGGCGGCCCCAACGGAGAACAACCCAACCCCAACGGUCCCACGCUGGAACCUCCAAAAGUACAUUUCGAGCGCGAGCAAGUCCACACGCACGUUCCAGGGAAGGGGCAAGCCGAACGAUUGGUGCGUUUCUCUCGCAACACCAAGGUCUCCACCUAUAGCUACAAGCCGCGUUCUACCGAAGACCUGGAGGUCCGCAAGGGCGAGGCGCUGGAGGUCCUGGAAGAGCAGGGGACGUGGAUCCUGGCCAGGACGCUCAAAGACAAUGGGGAGGUCAAAACCGGAUACAUCCCGCGGACCUUCCUGGCUAACGCCGGGAGCCUCGAGGCCGAGGACUGGUAUUUUGAUCUGGGAACAAAGAUGGAUGCCAAACGCUAUCUUAUGCAGGAGCAGAACGGGACAGGAUCCUUCCUUGUAUGGAAGAAGAAAGACGAAGACUAUUAUUAUCUGUCCGUGCGGGAGGGCUCAGAGGUCCGGAACUACCGAAUCCAGGAGUUCAAUGACUCCUACUACUUGGGACAGCGAGUCUCAUUCCCCACCAUUAAGGAUUUGGUCCAAUAUUACCACGAGAAACAAGAUGGCCUUUGUACAAAGCUGGACAAGCCCUGUGUCAAGCUGGACCUCCCACCAGUGGACAGCAUCUCUUACACCAUGGUCGACCAGCUGGAGAUUGACCCCACUUCCAUCGAGAAGGUCCAGAAACUGGGCAGGGGGCAGUUCGGUAUGGUGUGGCUGGGACUCUGGAACGGAACCACGGAAGUCGCCAUCAAGGAGCUUCAAGUGACGGCGGAGUCGCUGCAGAAGUCGCUCCAGGAGGAGGCAAAGACCAUGUGGAGGCUCAACCAUGAGAGGUUGUUGAAGUUGUACGCGGUCUGUCUGAAGUCACAACCGGUCUUCAUUGUCACUGAAUACAUGAAAAAUGGAACGUUGAAGAGAUACCUGAGAGAUCACCAGAAGCUCAGGGAUUUGGAGUUUCAUCAGCUGGUGGAUUUUGCAGUGCAGAUCUCACAGGGAAUGGACUACAUGGAGCAAAUAGGAUGCGUGCACCGAGAUCUGCGCUCCGAGAACAUCCUCCUGUCUGCCAUGAUGUCCUGUAAGAUUGGAGACUUUGGAUUGGCCCGUUUUAUGGAGAGCUCUUCCAUCGCUGUCUCUGCAGGUGCUCAGAUUCCCAUCAAGUGGACAGCCCCAGAGGUCUUCCAGCACCAGAAAUACAGUAACAAGUCUGACGUCUGGUCCUUUGGGGUUCUGCUGGGAGAAAUCAUGACCUACGGCAAAUUACCCUUUCCAGAUAAAUCAAACGGAGACUACCGUAAAGAUAUCCUGGAUGGUAAACAUCUGGAACCUCCAAGUGAGAGCCACCCAGAGGUAUCGCAUAUCAUGGAGAUGUGUUGGCGGUACCAAUCCAGCAGCAGACCUUCAUUCGCCGAGGUUGAGGGAUUUUUAAUGGACCUGCUGAACCCCAUUCUGGUUGAUGACAUAGUGGAGUGACCAGUCCCGAAGAUCCUGAGAUGAGGAUAAUAAACCUAAGGGGAUGAUAGUGUGACUCUGAUCUAAUCCCGCAUCAAGAGAUUAUCUUCGGAAGGGAAUAAAACCAUAAAAAGGCCAAAGGCCAUUAUGACUUAUUCAGCUUUCUCCUAUCACUGCUCCUUCCUUUUUCGGCAGAUCUGUCUGACGUCUUAGCCGCAUCUGUUGGUGGUGGCCUUAUAAUGAGCGGCGGACAUGUGGAAGCCAACGUCUCACUUUGAUGGAGCUUGAACAAAGCUCAGACAUUCCAAUAUGUUACAUUGUUACAUGAACAUAUAUAUUACACUGUUGGCUUAGGAUGAUGGUCUUCCUUUGUAUUGGAUGAAGGAUAAGGGUCUUCAGGAUUAUGCUGGUAUGAUGAGAAUGAGAGAAGGUCCUCCCCAUACGUCAGUCUUGGCAGAAUUCCUUUAUGAAUGAACAGGUCACAGCUCAGGGGUAAAAGACAUUCAUUGGGGGUGGGUGGGAAAUGUGGCUUACCAAGAUUGUACGUUCUGGCAAUGCCCCAACCUCUAGAUCAACCCCGAAUUGUGUUCUUACUGAAUGGUUGACUAUGAAAUUGCUGCAUAAUAGAUAUGCAGUGGAACCUCGGAUUACGAGCAUAAUCUGUUUCAGAAGAAUGCUCGUAAUCCAAAGUACUCGCAUACAGGGGCGG
This is a messenger RNA of Rana temporaria (common frog), 2486 nucleotides long. RefSeq names its product tyrosine-protein kinase SRK3-like. Lineage: Eukaryota; Metazoa; Chordata; Amphibia; Anura; Ranidae. Bases 80 to 1798 code for a protein of 572 amino acids. The record is from RefSeq and is a predicted model, not a curated record. Gene Ontology annotation, cellular component: extrinsic component of cytoplasmic side of plasma membrane. Gene Ontology annotation, biological process: cell surface receptor protein tyrosine kinase signaling pathway; innate immune response; protein phosphorylation. Gene Ontology annotation, molecular function: signaling receptor binding; ATP binding; non-membrane spanning protein tyrosine kinase activity. The transcript has 9 exons.